AUGGGAAUUCCACAAAGACACCGAGAGCUACCGCCCACAGCGAUAGAUGGUGGCGCAGAGAAGACCGCUUGGGAAAUCUACAACGAGCGCGCCAACAUUGUAGACCGGGAGCUCAUCAGAGACUGGAAUGAGAGCUUGAAUACCCUUCUCAUUUUUGCGGCGCUUUACUCGGCAAUUCUCACUGCAUUCAUCAUUGAAAGCAUGAAGCUACUUGAAGAGGAUAUGCAGGAGUCAACAAGAGAUAUACUGCUCACCAUCUCGCAGCAACUCGCCAACUCGACUACCGGCCCCUUUGGGCGUAGUAAAUUCGAGCCGGAGGCUUGGGCAAUACGUGUAAAUUACUACUUCUUCACGAGCAUAUCGUGCAGUUUGAUCGCCGCGUUAGGAGCGGUGCUUGCGCUACAGUGGGUUGGAUCCUACGAUAUCGGUCUGACUCGUCCAUCGCCAAAACUUCGCGCCAUACAGCGACAACUGCGUUUCAAUGGCGCUGAAAAGUGGAAACUUGGACAAAUAAUUUCUAUACUACCCCUCCUAAUCUUUGCCUCGUUGUUCCUUCUGUUCAUCGGGCUUGUUGAGUGGCUCUGGCACAUUCACCGGAAAAUUGCGUGGGUAGUUAUCGCUGGUAUUGUCGUUGCAGGUCUGUUUUACAUCGUGAGUCAUAUAAUUAGCAUGCUCGACGUGUCCGCCCCUUUCCGUACGCCAAUCUCUCGAUCACUUCCUUUCGCCAUCCUGAGGGGGUAUUCUUGGAUUUCUCUUGGUGUACGUCGUCUAUUUCAUUGGGUGCAAGAGAAGAAUCGACCUCCAAACCGCCGCGUUGGGAGUUCUAUUCCACAAUUCAGACGGACAAUGAUGCAGGCAAAAGCGAAGCUACAGAAGUGGCCAGCGAAGCUCUCCAGAAUACCUGCCAAGCUAUGGAAGGCGAUAUCGAAUCCCCCGACUGCUUACCCCUUUGAGCAGCAGGAGCGUCAAAUCCUCGAAUCUCAUACAUAUAUACAACGGGAUAGUAUCCUGUGGCUCGCUCGGAACAUUGACGACGUUCCAGUCUCACGUCCUCAUUUCCUGGCCUUACUCAAAGAGGCAAUCACGUUGCCUGUUGAACAACUUAUGGCCCCAGAAAUGGAUGCGGCACCCUGGACGGCAAUAUUCAGGAAUGUUUUUAAUGAUUAUGAUCCCGAGGUUUUGCGGAGUGAAACACCUCCUGAAGAACUGAAAUCUCUUCUGGAAGCAGCGCUGCUGAUAGGGAGUCAUAGUCAUCUGCCAUUAGACUUGCCUUUACUGCAGCACCCGAUAUCUGAGCUUGGCCAGGGCAAUCUUUCUACAUGGGUUUUACUUACAGUAUGGAGACAGUUUGCAUACUAUUACGGAACACCCAGUGACACCCUUCAGCACCCACUGGCCCAGCUCGUGCUGACGAACUCUGUGUCAAUCCGCGACCUUUCAGACCAGAUGGUCUAUAUGAUUCUACAUCGCACUCGCCAUCAAAAACGCAGUUCAGCGAACGGAUUUCCCAUGCUUGUCGACAUAUGGUGGGUUCAGAGAUUGAUACAUCCUCUCAUGAGUCCACAGCCCUCGGAUAAUCAGCGACGACUGUCGGCCACAGCGCUCGAGCUCCUUAUGGCCAUUUCAGUGGCCGCUCACAAACUCUCGUCUGACGAGUUUUCCAAACCUGAUACUUUUUACAAGACCUCUACUACCACUUGGAAUCAGUAUUGUGAGACUCUCAUAAGCGAGCCUGGAGAUCCCUAUCGAGAGAUGAUGCUAACUUACCACUCUGUGAUCAUCUUACAAUGGAUAGAGCAUGCCCGUAGCUCUGUCGACGCUGAACAGCGAGCUUUAUACUUGACGAAGCGUGUCGCUGAAGUCAGAACAUCGGUCCUCAACAGUGUACGCCCUAAUAUCUUCAAAUUUCUCCAGGAUGCUGCUUGGGACCGCCACACGCUACAACUCAUUGGUUCCGUCAUCUCUUCGACGAUUCAACCUUAUAGCGCAUCUCCUGCAGAUUGGUGGAUCGAAGUUAUAACCCAAUGUGAUCAGCUGCUGGCAGAAGAAAUCCAAAGUCAAGAUUGUGUGGUUUCGCUUCUCAUGCGUGCAGCGGAAGCAACUGAAUACGCAAUCCAAUCCCACGCUCAGGCGUCGCCACCGCCAAUAGUUCAUUCAGGCCUACUGAUUUUGGCCUCAGUGAUACUUCCCAAUCAAUACUCCUUGGAACCUUUGAAGUGCAUGACUAUAUCUGAAGUUUGCGAAUGUGAAUACUGGCCCAAGCUUCUCCGCAAAUGGUGCGAGAACUAUGAACGUCCGUCAAGUGGUGAUAUUCAGUCUGAAUGCAUCGUACUCAGCGAGAUAGCCAAAAUCAGUAAACGGAGAAUUCUGGAGACCGAGGGCUGGGAACAGACACGAGAAGAUUUAAUCACGGAAUACAUUGAGAGGCGGGAUGAUAAGGCAGCUUACUGGGAGUCCAUUCUUGCGGACCAUUUGCAAGGUCUCUUAUCCACCAGCGACUUCGAUUGUGUCUCAAUGCUGUGCCGUAUUCAAGACGUUCCAACCUUUCCAGACCAAUUCUUUGAGGUUGGGGGUCAAGAAUGGGUGAUCAAUCGUUUAAAUGGGAAACAGUCUCACUCAGAAUUUCCGAAUCUUGUGGCCUGGUGCAUCAAACAAUCCUCAUCCAUCCGUACCCUUCGUAGUAGUAUGGAACUGGCUGCAAUAUUUCUCGAACUCAUGGAGACGGAUAAUGAUGAGGCAGUAGCUGACCUCUUACAGCAAAUCCCUCGAGCGCUCAAAGUAAUACUGAAUGCAUCCACCAAUGGCUCCCAACUCCUUACAUCCUACUACAGCGUCGGCAUGCGCUCGAUGGCCAUACAAGGAUGGCCGAACGACGUCAGAGCGGAGAUGGAAAGACUCAUAAAGGCGUACAACCGGGGAUACCUCAUUUCCUCACCUGCCGAAGGCCAUGUGCGGCUGGUUCGAGAUCCAGAUAGUCACUGCACUCGAGGGUACUAA
This is a messenger RNA of Serendipita indica DSM 11827, 2997 nucleotides long. The record is from the annotation of a GenBank genome assembly. NCBI's taxonomy places the organism in Eukaryota, Fungi, Basidiomycota, Agaricomycetes, Sebacinales, Serendipitaceae.